AUGAGCAGCAAAACAACAUCAACAGCGCCGGCGCUCUAUGUCGACGAAGACUGCAACUUCUCAGUCAUCCGCAACCUCCCCAUCCCCGACCCCGUAGAUGGCGAGGUCCUGGUCAAGGUGCUCUACUCUGGCGUCAACCCCGCCGACGUCAAACACGCACCACACAUCGGCGUCCGCUCAGUCACCCUCGGCUACGACUUCUGCGGCCGCGUCGUACGGGCCACCGGCGAGAAUGCAUCGCACGGCGCGCAUCAGGAGUACCUGAGCUGUCCGGAAGACAUGCUCUUCAAGGUCCCAGAUAACCUGCCUCAGACGCACGCCGCAAGUCUCACGGUAGUGCUGACCACAGCCGCCGACGGGCUGUACAACAUCUUUGGAUACCCUCUUCCCGGGGAGAAGGCGAAGGAAGGUUUCAAGGCUGGUCCGCUGCUUAUUUGGGGCGCAUCCGCCAGCGUUGGAAUUUGCAUGCUGCAGUUAGCGCGGGAGAGUGGUGCGAGCCCCAUUUUCGUGACCGCGUCGCCUGGGCGGCAUGAGAUGCUCACGAAGAUGGGAGCGACGCGCUGCUUCGACUAUAACGCCCCAGACGUGAUUUCUCAGAUCAAGAAGGCGGCGGAGGAGGCUGGCGCGGGGCCAAUCCGCUACGCGGCCGAUUCACAGACGGAGGCUUGUGUUGAUGACAAUGCUGUUGUUCUGUCCGUCGUGGCGAAGCCGGGUGGAAGAAUCAAGAUGCCGCUGGCAUCGGCGAAUACGGAAAUUACACUACAGCUGGGCGGUGGUCCCCUUGUCACGAUCCCUCCACGGCUGGAGGAUUGGGGCAGAAUGUGGAAGGCGUUGAUGUGGUCUGUUGAGAAUUACGGCACCAAGUUCUCGAUUCCUGUCGUGGAUGUGUUCAAGGGGACUGCGGAGGAUGCGCUGGAAGAGGUGAGGAAGAUUGCUGACCAGGGCAAGUUUGAUGAACGGACGCCCCUCCUCAAAAUCAAAUCCGGCGCCGGGGCCGUGAAGCGGGUCGGUCGCGGCCUCUGGUCACCCGCAAACCGUAUCCUCUUCGCCGGCUUCCUCGUCUCCCUGACACUAGGCCUCACUCAAGUUCCCAUCAUCUACGUCUUCCGUGUAAUGGCAUGCGAGACCUUUUACAAGUCUCACGCGCCCUACGACGGCCCCGCCUCGGAAAUGUGCCACCGCCGUGAGAUUGACGCAAACACGGCCACCCAGGUCUCCAUCCUCGGCAUGACCACCUCCGUGUGCGGCAUCCUUAACCUCUUCAUCUGCGGCGACCUCAUCAAGCGCUGGGGUACCCGCUGGGCCCUUAUCAGCCAGACCGGCCUGCUCGGAAUCCGCGUCUCGUGCCAGGUCCUCGCCGUGUCGCAGGGCGCGCAAAAGGGAAUCGACAUGAUGCAGUACACGCAGCUUAUUGGCAUCUUUGGUGGGCCGAGAGGAUACAUGCUGGUUUUGAACACGGCAAUUGCGGAGGUUGUCGAAAGAAGAAAGCAUACCGGCGUCUUUGGCCGGCUUCAGGGUGCAGUCAUGAUCGGUACCGCCAUAGGCUACUUGCUCGGCGGUGUCUUGGGUGAUGUGUUCGGCAUCACCAGUCCCUUCAUCGUCGCCAUCGGCUGCUUUGCCUUUGCAACAACCUACGGGGCCAUCUUCUGGCCGGCACCCCCAGAAGAGACGGAAGAGACGGACGGCAAGACAACGCCGGGCGCUUCUGGCUUCCUGGCUCCUAUCAAGGUGCUCAUGCCGUCCAAGUACCGUCUCGAGUCCGGCAAGAUUGUCAAGAACUACGGCCUCGUCUUUCUGGCCCUGGGCAUCUUCUUCGGCGUGUUCGCUACGGGUUAUGCGCCCAUCCUCAUCCAGAUGUACGCCACCUCCCGCUUCAACUUUGGCACAACGGAGAACGGUAUCCUCAUGUCCGGUAACUCGUGGAUCCGCGGCAUCUUCUUGAUGUUCAUCUUUCCGGAAAUCAUCGACAGCGGACGCAGAUGGUUUGCCUCGUCGUCCCAUGCCGGAGCUCUUCAAAAGACGCUCACCCAGGAGGAGCGGAGCGUCAUCCCGACUCACCCCGAAGACAUGGACCCGGCACCCGGCCUGAUGAACGCUUCCGAGCCAACAAAGGCGCCGCCUGAAGAGGAGGAUGAGGAUAGCACCUUUGACCUGUUCUUCCUGAGGUGGAGCUUGGUGGUGGAUGGCAUCGUCACGUCCCUCGCGGCUUGGGCAACGGAGGGCUGGCAUGUCUAUGCCGCCGCUUUCCUGCUGCCAUUUGCAUCCGGAUCGGCUCCUGCGGCCAAGGGCGUCAUCACAGAAAUGUGCCCGCCGCAUAUGCGACAAGAUGCCCUCAGUGCCAUCACCCUAGUUGAGAGUGCAGCGACUCUCACGACGCAAGGUAUCUUUGGCUUUAUAUUUGCCACGCUGUCUGAGAUGGGCAAGCCGAAUCUCACCUUCUUUGUGAACGCCGCUCUCGCCGUUGUCGCCGUGGGCAUUCUUCUACUGGCUCAUUAUCCCCCGGUCAACAGUACGCGGGUCGAGGAUGAGGCGAACGAAGAAAAUGGUCAAUCAAAUUGA
Messenger RNA from Colletotrichum scovillei, 2559 nucleotides. Its product is annotated as major facilitator superfamily transporter. The record is from RefSeq and is a predicted model, not a curated record. NCBI's taxonomy places the organism in Eukaryota, Fungi, Ascomycota, Sordariomycetes, Glomerellales, Glomerellaceae. Gene Ontology annotation, biological process: transmembrane transport. Bases 1 to 2559 code for a protein of 852 amino acids. The transcript is spliced from 10 exons. Gene Ontology annotation, molecular function: transmembrane transporter activity; oxidoreductase activity, acting on NAD(P)H.